AUGAGUUUAUUGCGAAGCUUGGCUGGACGGAGGGUUUUCUUUUCCCACUGCCGUCGAUCUCUAUCGCUCAACACCCGGCCGAAGCGGGAGGUCAAACUAGGCCAGCCGACAUUCGAGACAAGACCGCAUUACAUACCACUCGCCGGGAAUCUAACACCAGGCAUUUCUGCACUCGAAUACUUUGAACGUCGAUUGAAGCUAGCAUCGCGAUUGCCCGAUAAGUCAGUGUUGAUAAUAGUUGGGAACACGGUCAAGUUUAGUUCGGGGAGCGUUUUUUAUGAUUUUCAGCAGGAGAAUGAUUUUUACUAUCUAACGGGGUGGCUUGAGCCGGAUAGUAUCAUGGUUUUGGAGAAAAAGGGAGACCAUGGACGAGAUGAGGAUGUGGCUCUCCAUUUGCUUGUUCCGCCAAAAGAUCCGCAGCGGGAGCGUUGGGAAGGCGCCAAAUCGGGACUAGAAGGAGCCUAUGAUUUUUUCAAUGCAGAUUAUGUGGAGGAUGUCGCCAAUGCGUCCUCUUACAUCAGCAAGUUGAUAUCCUCCAAUGAGCAUGUCUUUUACGAUAACAAGUCGGGAGACUCUCCGCUGCUGAAUCCGGGCUCCUCCUCAUCAUCAUCAUCUCUGCUGUUUUUCGGUUUCGGAAAGAAAAGGGAAACUUUGAAUGACGCCAUUAUGAACGCGGGAAAGCCCGUUAACCCAGUGAAGAAAGAAGUGGCAAAAUUGCGCAGUGUCAAGUCGCCAGCUGAAAUUGAGGUUAUGUAUGCUGCGGGCCAAAUCUCGAGUAGGGCAAUCAACAAGGCCAUGGGUCAAGUUGCUUCUGAGACUCCUUUCCAAACGGAGAAAACGUUGGCAAAGUACUUGGAGUACCAAUUUGUCAAGGGUGGCUGCGAUAAACAAGCCUAUAUCCCCGUGGUUGCAAGUGGCUCGAAUGCGUUGACGAUCCAUUACACUAGAAAUGAUGAUUUAUUAUACAAGGACGAAACGGUGUUUAUCGAUGCCGGUGGGAAACUUGGAGGUUAUUGCGCCGACAUUUCGCGAACUUGGCCCAACUCACGCAAGGGCUUCAGCGAGCCGCAACGGGACUUGUACCAAGCGGUGCUCAACACCAACAAGGCGUGCAUCGAUCUAUGCGACGAGAGCUUGAAGAUGUCGCUUCAUGAUAUACACGAGUUUUCCGUUAAUACCUUGCUCAAGGAACUUCGCAACAUUACUGGAUUUGGAAACACUACUUACAAUGACGUCAAAGUUCUUUAUCCUCAUUACAUCGGCCAUCAUCUCGGCUUGGACUUGCAUGAUGUGCCGUCGAUCUCGAGGUUUGAUAAAUUGAAAGAGGGCAACGUCAUCACUAUUGAGCCCGGGUUAUAUAUCCCGGAAGAUCGACCUUGGCCGAAACUGUUCCAAGGUAUUGGGGUAAGGGUGGAAGACGAUAUAGUCGUGGGCAAGACUAAAGAUGAGAUGAUCAAUUUAUCAGCUGGAUGUGUUAAAGAGGUCACUGGUAUUGAGUCCUUGAUCCGCAACGGAGUCUCGACGCCUGGAAUAGACGACGAGUUGGUGACCUUGGAUAUAUAG
Molecule: messenger RNA, 1563 nt
Organism: Lodderomyces beijingensis
Lineage: Eukaryota; Fungi; Ascomycota; Pichiomycetes; Serinales; Debaryomycetaceae
Source: the annotation of a GenBank genome assembly